Messenger RNA from Glycine soja, 1063 nucleotides. RefSeq names its product aquaporin NIP6-1-like. Gene Ontology annotation, molecular function: channel activity. Gene Ontology annotation, biological process: transmembrane transport. Gene Ontology annotation, cellular component: membrane. The transcript has 7 exons. The record is from RefSeq and is a predicted model, not a curated record. Bases 277 to 1020 code for a protein of 247 amino acids. NCBI's taxonomy places the organism in Eukaryota, Viridiplantae, Streptophyta, Magnoliopsida, Fabales, Fabaceae.
ACCACGAAGGAGGCCCUCAUGCCCUGCCACCCACCAAGCUCAUGAUAAACGUGCAUGAAACACGAAGGAGGCCCUCAUGCCCUGUUUUUAUAAUUUUUUUCAACAUCUAUAUAUAGGCUUUCCGUUAAACCUGUACAGCGUCGACACAGCUGCUCAUUUUUCUCUCGCUCGCACACACCCAAAUCAACUAGUGCUUGCCUUUCUCAUUUCUCACUUUUACUGCGCCGAUCGUUUCACUCUCAAACUGUUACUUACCAUUUAGAGAUCAACAAAGAAAUGGACAUUAGUCUCGGAAGAAAGGUUGGAGCAGAGUUUCUGGGCACGUUCCUUCUCAUGUCUGCGGCAAUAGGCGCUGCAAUUGAAAAAGAGAAGUCGCAAGGAUCAGUGGUGGGAUGUGCAGUAAUUAGUGGAGUUACUGUGAUGAUAAUCAUAUGCUCCAUAGGCCACAUCUCCGGAGCUCAUCUCAACCCCGCUGUCACCAUCUCCUUUGCUGUAAUAGAGCACAUGCCGUGGAAGAAUGUGCCUGUGUAUAUUGGUGCACAAGUUUUGGCAUCAGUGAGUGCUGCAUUUGCUCUGAAGUUAAUUUUUCAUCCAUUCAUGAGCGGUGGAGUGACGGUCCCUUCGGUGGGAUAUGGGCAAGCUUUCGCUGCAGAGUUCAUGGUCAGCUUUACUCUUAUGUUCGUUGUCACUGCAGUGGCCGACGGCACAAGAGUUGUGCGAGAGUUCCCGGGAAUCAUUAUGGUGCAGGUGCGAUUGUUCGCGGGAAUCGUGGUGGGAGCCACUGUCAUGAUCAACAUACUCAUGGCGGGGGCAGCAACUGGGAGUUCAAUGAACCCGGCUAGAACACUGGGUCCAGCAAUUGCUGCACACAACUACAAGGGCAUAUGGAUCUAUCUCACAGCUCCAAUACUUGGAUCUCUAUGUGGGGCAGGUGCCUACACUGUGCUCAAGCUGCCUGAUCACAUCAGGAAGAGUGAUCGCAACACUGCAAGAGUGAUAGCAAGACUUUACCCAGAAUGAGUGAUUUUUGCACAUGCACUUAUCAAGCAUGCAUCUUCUGUGG